CCUCAGAACUAGGAAACUGAAUUUGAUAAAGGAAUUAAUUCGCGGACUACAAAGCUGUUUUUUCAACCCACAAUGGCGGAAGGAGGAGAAGAUGUCGAUUUGGUCGAGCAUAUACCUUUAACGCCUUUCUCAAGACGAACUUUUCAAGAAAAGUUAGACAUCCAUGACAUUAACCUCAGAAGCUCCUGUUCAUCAUAAUAAACCGCGUGGUUCCGCUCCAGCGGGCUCCAGCGGGUGGUUUCCGUGGGCAGAUGGAGCGCGUGUGGUUCUCAUUAGAUCGUCUCGACGCGCUGACCCGAUGCCCCAUCUCCGGUGUGAUAUAUCGCAGAGCCAUGGUGUGCUGUCAGACUCCCAGAAGUGGACGAGGAGGCGAGUGGGGCUUCGCUCCUCUGCUGCACGCGGCGGCGCUUCUCAGCUUUCUGGUGGCGGGGAUGCACCAAACCACGGCGUUCCCCUCCUGGAGGUUAGAGGAAGAAGCUUACACCGCCGUGCUGCUCAUCGGGAUCCGCAAAGAGGCCCGAACCCAAGUGCUUCACCUCUCCAGGAACAAGCGCUACACCCUCACCCCGGAGGUGCUCAAGUGGAACAAGUUCAAGCUGACAUACAAGUUGCUCUCCUUCCCCACAAACUUGAUAAAUGCCAGCGACACGCGGCGAGGCAUCGCCAAGGCUUUCGCCAUGUGGAGCUACGUCUCUCCGUUCAGCUUCCGAGAGGUGCCGGCUGACCAAGAAGCCGACAUGAAGAUCGGCUUCUACCCCGCCAACCACACCGACUGUCUGCAGUCCUACUUGCACCAUUGUUUCGACGGCAUCACGGGAGAAUUGGCUCACGCGUUCUUCCCGCCAACUGGCGAGAUCCACUUUGACGACCACGAAUACUGGAUUCUGGGAAACAUGCGCUUUAGCUGGAAGAAAGGAGUUUGGCUGACGGAUCUCGUCCAUGUGGCGACUCACGAAAUCGGCCACGUCCUGGGACUCAUGCAUUCCUUGCACCCGAAAGCUAUAAUGCACCUGAAUGCGACUCUGACAGGGCGCAAGCUGAUCACGCAGGAUGAUGUGAUGGGCUUGCACCGCCUCUACGGAUGUUUGGACCGGUUAUUUAUCUGUCCGGCGUGGGCUCGGAAAGGCUAUUGCGAAAGCAAGCGUAAGCUGAUGAAGAAGCACUGCCCCGCCAGCUGUGAUUUCUGUUACGAAUUUCCUUUCCCCACGGUGGCUCCCACCCAGACGCCCCCGAGGACCAAACACAAGCUGGUCGUCGAGGGAAAGAAGCUGACUUUUCGAUGUGGGAAGAAAAUAGCAUCCAAGAAAGGCAAAGUAUACUGGUACAAGGACGGGGAGCUGCUGGAGUACUCUCACCCCAACUACAUCUCCUUGAAAGACGACCACAUCACCAUCGUGGCCAACGCCAUUAACGAGGGCACGUACACCUGCGUCGUGAAGAAAAAAGACAAAGUCCUCACAAACUACUCGUGGAGGGUGCGCGUGCGCUUCUGAGGGGCCUCCUCCGCACACUGAACAGGACGCAUCCUCGCGCACACACACACACACACGCAUACAUACAUACACACACAUACCCGCGAGCUCACAUUGGGGCCUCGAUCACUCCGGCACAUAUUAGUUUAAAAAAAGAAAAAAGUGUUCUUCCUGUAUCUUCCACAUCUAUCUGUCUUUAUGUAACGGCGUGUUAACGUGUGCAAAUAAUAAAUGAUCUGUGACGAGUAGAA
This is a messenger RNA of Pseudoliparis swirei, 1723 nucleotides long. It is a transcript of the gene mmp23ba, whose product is annotated as matrix metallopeptidase 23ba. Gene Ontology annotation, molecular function: metalloendopeptidase activity; zinc ion binding. The transcript has 10 exons. Lineage: Eukaryota; Metazoa; Chordata; Actinopteri; Perciformes; Liparidae. Gene Ontology annotation, biological process: collagen catabolic process; extracellular matrix organization; proteolysis. Bases 252 to 1493 code for a protein of 413 amino acids. Gene Ontology annotation, cellular component: extracellular matrix. The record is from RefSeq and is a predicted model, not a curated record.